CGAACUCCAGGGCUCAAGGGAUUCGCCCUCAGCCUCCCAGAGUGCUGGGAUUACUGACAUGAGCCACCGUGCCCAGCCUCCCCGACAGAGAAUUAAUGCUGCUCUUUUCCCUUCAAGCAUGCAGCCUCAAGUCUCCCAUUAGUUUUCCUGCUUUCAAUAGAGGCCUGUUUACAGAGAAAUAUUUAAAAACAAAAGAGCAAAUGCUGUGAUAAAUGGCAACUAAAAGUGCUUCAAUUAGAGACCAUAAGGUCUGGUGGGGGAAUUCCGUUUGGAUAGAACAGACCUGACUGAAAACAUCGAGCUUCUCAGCGCUAGUCAACUGCUAUUCAGCUGGAAGUGGCCCCCGUGUUGCCAAGUACUUUGGUCCCUAAAAGGAGCCAGAAAUCCGGACACUGGGCUAUUUCAAUUUUAAGAUAGGUUCAAGGUGCCAGCCAAACAAAACAAGUCAUAGGCCAGGUGCAAUCCCAGGCUGAUAGUUUAUCUUUGAUCUAAAUUACAAACUGUUUAGAACAAGGAGUUUGUUCAUUACUGUUCAUGUCCAAAGCAGGUCCCCUCACAUAUUUAGUAAUCAGUAAAUGUGUUGGAUGAAAGAAAGAAAUGGACACCAUCCUUAAAAAGUUCUUAGGGAUAAAGUGGUAGUUGGUGAUUGCCUAAAACACCUCUAGAAAGGAAAAGAUAAAUAUAUUUAUUAAGCACCUCCCAUCCGUAAAAGUACAUUAUCUCAUUUAAUCCUUCUGCAGUCUUUAGGGAUUCCCCUCCUUCUGCUUAUUUUAUUUAUUAUUUUUUGUAGAGAGGGGGUAACACCUUGGCCUACCAAAGUGCUGUGAUUACUGACCUGAGCCACCAAGCCAGGACCCCUCCUCCUACUUGAGAGAGAGAUGUGAAGUCACUUGUCCAAGGCCGUAUGGCCAAUAAAUGAAAAACUAAUGGCCUCUGAUGCAACUGGGAGUGUCUAGUGAUUUGCUCUUUGAUCAAACACAUUCAUGGCUGGUGGGAUUUGAUCUGCCUUCAUGGGAACCGAAGCGCAUUGGAAAAUGAAGCAUAUCUUUCAGGAGUGUGGGCCUUCUAAGAUGCUCUGUGACUACUCUGUUCAUAAUUUGAUAAUGUGUUUUGGAGAUGGUGGCAUCUUCUCCCUGAUAACUAACGAAAGGGAAAAUGAAAGGAUGCAAAUAUUUAUUUGGAACAAUAUGCCAGGCUUUUACUAUCCAUUAACUAAUUUUAGUAAUGACCCUGUGAAAUAAACUUAUCCUCAUUUUACAGUUGAGGCAAGAGACUCAGACUGGUUAAGUCCCAGGUCACUCCGUUGUUAAAGAGCCAAUUAGGAGACCUGAAGUCAUUAUGCUCUCAACUCUUGUCAUUCUACCUCAUGCUGAGAUAUUUCCAUACUUCCUUGUCACCCAAUCUUUAAUUUUGUGGUCAUCAUUUACCUGUGUAGGUUCAAUAGAAAUAUUUUCUACUUUGAGUUCAAAUUAAGAUCUGGACUGUAUGGUUAAUGUAUAAUACUCCUCAAUUAUGUGGUGGUUGAUUUUCCAGAGGACUAGAAUGCUGCAGGGUUGGCCUUUGUCCUAAACCGUUUCUAGGUAUGGACUUGCCAGAUGAGAGCCAGUGGGAUGAAACCACCUGUGGCUUGGCUGUUUGUCAGCAUCCACAAUGCUGGGCAACUAUCCGCCGCAUUGAGAGGGGCCAUCCUCGAAUCCUCAGCUCACCCUGCAGAACUCCCCAGGAUGCUGAAGAUAAACUCCCAGUGCUCACCGUGGUAAACAUCCCAGAUUCUUGCUUUGCACCUCGUCAUUUACCAGAAUGUACCUUUACUAAGACCCGUUCUUUAUUGUCUCAGAGUUCAAAAUUUUACUCCAAAUUUCAAGGCAGGCCUCCAAGGGGUUUACCUGACAAAAGUUUGAUCAACUGUGCUAAUGGACUUCUCAAACUGCCAGUGUUGAAUUUGAAUGAGACGCAACUUCCCUCCCCUGAAAGAAAUAUGGUUGUACUGUGGAUCCCAGAAGAAACAGAGAUACAUGUGAGCCAGCAUGGGAAGAAGAAAAAGAACUUGGCAGUGAGUUGGGAGCUUGAGAGGAAUUGUGGUGGCCCUCAUCAUUCAGAGGAGAAAAGCAAGUCAUUUCUGGGUCUCUCUGGAAAUCAGCCCACAGAAACAAGAGUAGGAACUCCAGAGAUGAUCGUGCCUCCCCCAACCCCAGUGCAAUUGUCUGAAAAAUUCAGAUCAGAUUUCCUGCCUCUGUGGGCCCAAUCCAAAGCAUUACCUCAGGAUCUACUGAAGGAACUUUUCCCGGGUAGAAAGCAAACCAUGCCCUGUCCAGAGAUGAAGAUACAAUUGGCCAUGAUGAGAAAGAAUCUUCCCUUGAAAAUGAACCGACCUGACAGUGCAAUUUCUUCUAAGAUGUUUCUAUCUAUACAUCGCCUCACCCUGGAAAGACCAGCACUGCGAUAUCCUGAACAUCUGAAGAAAUUACGUAACCUGAAGACAGAAGGUUACAGGAAACAGCAGCAGUGGCAGCGGCAGCAGCAGCAACAGAGGAGGUUGAAAACACCUACUAAGAAACAGGAGGCUAAAGUGAAAGCCAAGGGUGAUCCAGGGAGCCAAAGCACGUCACUUAAACAUCCAGUUACCACCGUUCGUGAUCGUCUCUAUGGUCCUGAAUUGUAUGAAACAGAACCGACUAACAAGGACAUUAGUGCUCUGGUGGAAGCUGUGCCAGAAGCUCAGGCUGUCAGCCAAAAGAAGGUCUCCUUGAGCUUUGCAGAAAGUAUGGCUAGAACAAGCUCGAACUCUGAGCUCGCACUACUGAGGAUUCUUCAGGACACUGAUGAUGAGGAUGAGGAGAGCCAGUCCUCUGGGACAGAGUGAGAAGCCUCUGGAGAAGUAGACUGAAGGCAUCUCCCGUAGCAGCUGUGUUCCAGAGUGGGAUGGCUGGUAUCCUGAGGACAGCAGCGUUUCACAUAAGGGCAAGAGGAGAGAGGACUUCUGCUCUCUGGAGCCUUUCCCAGGGCCUGAGCUCUGAGCUUAGGGAUUCAGAUUUCUUUGUUUACCUCUACUUGCCUCUAAAAUAAAUGUAGGAGAAAAAGCCCUACCCCUUUUACAUUUAUAUUAUUUCUCUUCCAUUAGGGUCAGGAUAAUCUUGGUGAUUAAACACAACUGCUUCUCAAUCAAAAGACUCAUUUUCUCUUUCUAGGAGGAAGGAAAAGGUGUUUCUUGGUAUCUGUUUUCUGGG
Cebus imitator (Panamanian white-faced capuchin) is the source of this 3227-nucleotide messenger RNA. RefSeq names its product chromosome unknown C9orf43 homolog (gene CUNH9orf43). The transcript has 12 exons. Bases 1583 to 2863 code for a protein of 426 amino acids. The record is from RefSeq and is a predicted model, not a curated record. NCBI's taxonomy places the organism in Eukaryota, Metazoa, Chordata, Mammalia, Primates, Cebidae.